Molecule: messenger RNA, 4079 nt
Organism: Pyrus x bretschneideri (Chinese white pear)
Lineage: Eukaryota; Viridiplantae; Streptophyta; Magnoliopsida; Rosales; Rosaceae
Product: pentatricopeptide repeat-containing protein At2g44880-like
Exons: 5
Coding region: 891-2732 (613 amino acids)
Biological process (GO): RNA modification
Molecular function (GO): protein binding; RNA binding
Source: RefSeq, a predicted model, not a curated record
CUAUUCAUCCCUCAACGGUUCUUUGUGCUAUUAAUACUUCAAUGGGAGCUUUCUCUGAAGCUGUCCGUAGGCCUUCACAGGCCCCUGGAACUCUGCUGCUCAGUGAUCGAAUGUCCAGUUGGUUCCCUCCUACCGUGCCCUAUGCAUAAGUCAAUGUCGAUGCUAGUUGGUCAGCUCGGACAUGCUCUGGUUUUGUGAGGAUUGUCAUUCGGGAUGCUGAGGGUUCUUUUGUGGCUGCACGAAGGCAUGCUAUUCGCACUCCAUCGGUGGGCGCUGCUGAAGCUGUUGCAAUCUUCAAAGUAUGCGAAUUUGGUCUAGCAUUGGGACUUACACAGGUUGUUGUCGAAUCGGAUUCUCAUGACUCUAUUAGUGCUCUGUCAAACUCGAUUGAGAAUGGCAGCUGGGAGGCUUACCCUUCUUUAAUGCAUGCUAAACGGUUAGGGGAGUCUUUUCAAGACUGUCGCUGGUCUUGGAUUCUAAGAUCAGCCAACAUGGCGGCGGAUUUGUUGGCGUUACAGCGGUCCACGGAGAUGUGCAAUGUUUCUUGGGUCAAUAGACCCCAUCUUCGUUAGUUUUUGUGCUUCAACAUGAUGGUUUACCCUGUCCUCCGUGAAGGACUAGGGGUAGCGAAGGGGGCGACAGAAUAGCGUGGCUAUGAUGUCUUCCUUGUAACUCCCUCUGCCGUCCGGUUUCUCUUUUGCUAUGCUGUUUGCUUGCCUCGCGGUAGGCUCUCUUUGUAUGUUUGGCUUCUUAGCCUGGGUUAUGUUAUUCCCAUUUUCCUCAAAAAAAAAAAAAUAUAUAUAUAUAUAUUAAUAGAGUGAGGGAAUAACUGAAAAAACUGCCAUUCAAAAUUGCAACGAAGCAUCUAAUUAAGAGAGUGAGGAGGAGUGAUGAGAGAGCAAGUAUGGAGAUGGAGCUCAUUGGAAAGAAAAUGCCUAGACCUUCUCCAGCAAGCAAACACAACUUCUUCUCUUCUCCAAAUCCAUGCUUUUAUGCUCCGAAAUUCCCUCGAUACCAAUGGCAAUCUCCUCACCAAGUUCAUCACAACCUGCUCUCAUCAAAACCCAAUUGCUCUCAUUCGACACGCCCGCCGAGUCUUCGAUCAGAGACCCAAUAAAGAUGACACAUUUCUGUGCAAUUCUAUGAUCAGAGCUCACAUGGAAAACCGGCAAUUCGGUGAAUCUUUCACACUAUAUAGAAAUCUUAGGCAGGAAUCGGAGUUCGAGCCGGAUUGCUAUACGUUCACAGCUCUGGCGAAGGCGUGUGGUUUAGAUAUGGCCAUCUGGGAAGGACAAGAACUUCAUUGUCAAGUUGUUAAGAUUGGGUUGAGCUCAGAUUUGUAUGUGUCAACGUCGUUGGUUGAUAUGUAUGCAAAGUUUGGGAGGAUGAUUUGGGCAGGGAAGGUGUUUGAUAAAAUGACGCACAAGAGUCAAGUGUCGUGGACAGCUCUUAUUUGUGGGUAUGCAAGGUCUGGAGACAUGAGUAAUGCAAGGAGGCUUUUUGAUCGAAUGCCUGACAAGGACUCAGCUGCAUUUAACGCGAUGAUUGAUGGUUAUGUCAAACUGGGAGAUAUGGGCUUGGCUUGCAUUUUGUUUGAUGAGAUGACGGAUAGGAAUGUGGUGUCUUGGACCAGCAUGAUUUCUGGUUACUGCCAUCACGGUGACCUACAUUCUGCUAGAUCACUUUUUGAUGCCAUGCCCAAGAAGAAUCUUAUUUCUUGGAAUGCGAUGAUCGGAGGUUAUAGUCAAAAUAACCAACCCCAUGAAGCCUUGAAGUUAUUUCAGGAAAUGCAGUCAACUACAUCGCUAGAAUUGGAUGGUGUGACUGUUGUGAGCAUUCUUCCAGCUAUUGCAGAUUUGGGCGCCUUGGCUUUGGGUCGUUGGGUUGACAAGGUCGUACGGAGGAAGAAGCUUGAUAGGAUAACUAAUGUUGGCACUGCGCUUGUUGAUAUGUACGCAAAAUGUGGUGAAAUUAAAAAAGCCAAGAGACUUUUUGAUGAGAUGCCUGAAAAGGAAACGGCUUCCUGGAAUGCCCUGAUAAAUGGAUUUGCAGUCAAUGGUCAUGGCGAGGAGGCACUGGAGAUAUUUUUGGAGAUGCAGAAAGAGAACUUUAUGCCAAAUAAUAUUACCUUUAUUGGGGUUUUGUCCGCUUGUAACCACUGUGGUCUGGUAGACGAAGGGAAAAGGUGGUUUAAAGCAAUGGAGAGCUUCGGGCUCAUCCCACAGAUUGAGCAUUAUGGUUGCAUGGUAGAUGUCUUGGGAAGGGCAGGAUGCUUGGAAGAAGUUGAGAAAUUGAUUGAAGUCAUGCCUUAUGAUCCUAAUGGAAUAAUUUUGAGUUCUUUUCUUUUUGCAUGUGGCCAUUAUGGGGAUGUCACAAGAGCCAACGAAGUGUUAAAGAAGGUGGCCAAGCUGGAGCCAGGGAAUGAUGGAAACUACGUAAUGCUUAGAAAUUUGUAUGCCAGAAAGAGAAGGUGGAGUGAUUCGGAGGAAAUUAAGAGGUUGAUGAGGAAGAAUCAAGCAAAUAAGGAGAUUGGUUGUAGUGUCAUAGAGGUUAAUGGUAGAAUCGAGGAGUUUGUGGCUGGGGACAGGGUGCAUACCCAUUCAGAAGCUAUACAUUUAACCUUGCUGCAGGGUUGGAAGCAUAUGAUGGGGGAAGGGAGGCUUAAGAUUGUUAUCAAUCAUUCGGCGCAGAAAACUGCGGAACAGGCCAAGUACAAGUUUCUGCAGACUUAAAAGACUCAGAUCAUUCCUUUCUUACUGUACAGAUACUAUGGCACAGAGUAGUCUAUCAUGUAUACAGGGAGGUUAAGUGUUUAUCAAGUUCUACAGUAAAGCAUACAAUGGAGAGCAAAGACUUCUCCCUUUUAGCAGCGACUUCCAUAACUUUUUUUGUAAACUUGUUCAGCAAACAGCUCGCUUAUUAAGCAAGAAAGAAGGAAUAUUUUGGCAACUGCAAGACACCUCUGCAGAGGGUACAACUUCAGAUGCCUGUCCUAAGGUACCAAUUGUCCAAACUUCCAAGCUAAGAAGCAGAUUUCAAAUGAGGAUGGAAAUUGGAAAGCCUAAGAUCAGAUACCUUGCUUGCACCUACUAAACGGGACAUUCACUAAACCCUCAAACCGCUCUGUCUCCUCUCUCUCUCCCUCUCUCAAUACAUAUAUACAUACACACAUUGUUUUGGACCUGCUGGUACCGGGAUUCUAAAGAAUGGGACAGUCUAUGAGUUUCAUGGGAUUGGGAGGAGGGCUGCAAUCCAGCCAGAUGCUAAACUUUUUAAUCGGAAAGGUGUACCAGCAGUUCGUCGACAAGGAUAUCCGAAAUUUUGAGGAUUUCCAGUUCGCCAUUCUCGAUAUUUUCAACACUUUCAAUUCUUCUCUGCCCGGUAAACACUACAAUGUGCCGUCGCGUGAGGAAAUCGAGGCUAUGUUCAUAAGUUGGAAAAAUGCCAGAGUGCAAGACAGGAGGAACAUCUUCAACCAAUUUAUGAAGGAGAAUGUAAGGCUAAGCAAGGUCGAUAAUGCUACCCUGAUAACAGGAGUUGUAACGCCGCCGGUAGCCAUGGCUGCUAAAAGGGCAGGGGAGAGUGUGCCCCAGCUCAAAAUGAUCAAGGCCAUUCCUGACGUCUUUUUCGUGCCAUCAGCAACAGUGUUGGCUCUCAUUUCUGUUAAGAUUUACAAAAGAAUUUUCACGGGAAAAAAUGCAUCUUCGACACAGUCCGAACCUGAUAUCCAGACGAAGACCGAAACCAUUGGCGAAGCUAGAGCACCGCAAGGAGGUGCUGCUGCGUCUUCGGUCAUCGGAAUUCACCAUGAGGAGCCAGCUCGAGCUCCCUCAUUUUAGGCGUUUCACCUAUGCAGUUUCUCUUUACCUCUGGAUAAUGUAUAUGUAUGGUUUUAACUACUCAUGCCAUUUUAUUUCCUUUUACCAUUUACAGUCUCUGAAUUACUGAAGUAUGAAUAUGUUUAGAGUAUCUGAAUUACUCUAGUAUCUUCCUGCUGCUGAAUUGUUAUUUCGUGGUUUAUAACAAAUAUAUGACAAGUGUAUGUAUCUAUUGAAGUAAUUAAAAUGAGUGGUUGGAUA